This is a messenger RNA of Chlorella variabilis, 840 nucleotides long. RefSeq names its product expressed protein. The transcript has 4 exons. The record is from RefSeq and is a predicted model, not a curated record. NCBI's taxonomy places the organism in Eukaryota, Viridiplantae, Chlorophyta, Trebouxiophyceae, Chlorellales, Chlorellaceae. Bases 1 to 840 code for a protein of 279 amino acids.
AUGGCGGAGGGUGACGCCGCCCAGAAGAACGCAGUGGUGCUGCAGCACCAGCUGGUCUUCGCCUGCUGCUGCCUGCUGCUGGCCAGCCAGCAGCCGUCUGCGUGGGAGGCUGCAGAUCGGCAGCUGCUGGCCACCUCUCUGGCCGCCUGCGCCGUGGCGGCGGCGGCAUGCAUCGCCUGGCACGCCCUGACAUGCGCCGAGCACGGCCCAAGCUACGCCUAUCUGCGGUGCAUGGAAGUGGUGUCGCUGGCGCUGCGCAUGGGCGUGGCGCUGGCAUGGCCGCCGCUGCUGAGCCUGCUGGUUGUCAGCUCCGCCGCUGUCCUCGCCUUACAGCAGCUGCGCCCCAUGCGCCUCAGCUGGAGCAUCCCCACGCAGUACUUGCUGCUGCUGCACGUCAACCGCAGCAGCAGCAUUCAGGGCCUGUGCCGCGCGGGCUGGUUGGCGCAGGCAGACACGCGCUGGCUGACGGGCUGUCUGUACCGCGGCCUCAGCUGGCUCAGCCUGCUGACGGCCAUGCCGCUGCGGACCGGGCAGCAGCAGCUGGAUGCGGCCUGCCAGUGCGCCGCGCUGCUGCGCUUCCUGCGUGUGGGCCUGGGCCUGCUGGCGCCGCUGGCCUGGCAGGCCGCCAGCGAGGCCAGCCUGUUUGCCGCACACCAGCGCCGCCUGCGGGCGGCCGGCCUGCCACUUGAGCGGGGGUGGAAUGCCCGCCUCUACUCCGCGGUACAUGGGCUGUGCCGGGAACCCCACAUCCCAUACCUGUGGGUGCUGGCCGCAAUGAUGCUUGGGUCGUGUUGGGACUUGGCGGUGAUGCUCAGCACCCCGCCAGCCGCCAUCGCAUGA